Messenger RNA from Arabis nemorensis, 555 nucleotides. The record is from the annotation of a GenBank genome assembly. Lineage: Eukaryota; Viridiplantae; Streptophyta; Magnoliopsida; Brassicales; Brassicaceae.
AUGAGCAAGUUCAUCCUUAUCCUCGCCACACAAAUCCUCCUCCUCGCCGUCGUUGCUUCGACCGAAGACUUCGCAAGAACCAUGAACCAAAAACAUGUCGGCCUCCACAAAGAAGAGAAACUCACCCAUCUCCGGCUCUAUUGGCACGACUCCACUGGUGGUGAAAAACCUAGCUCCGUCCAGAUCAAACAACCGGUCUUGAACUCAUCCUCCUUAUUCGGAUCGGUCUCCAUGAUGGAUGACGCAUUAACGACGGAUGUGCUGAGGAAUUCGACUGUGGUGGGUCAGGCACAAGGGAUUUAUGCUGGAGCAGCUCAAGGAGAAAUUGACUUCUUGAUGGUAAUGAACUUUGUUUUCAAGACCGGGAAGUAUAACGGGAGUACGAUCACGAUUCUUGGUCGGAACGCUGUGUUGACGGAGGUUAGGGAAAUGCCGGUGGUCGGAGGAAGUGGAAUGUUCCGGUUUGCUAGAGGUUAUGUGGAGGCAAGGACCAAGUAUUUUGAUCUCAAGUCCGGCGUAGCUACCGUUGAGUAUAACUGUUAUGUCUUGCAUUAG